Molecule: messenger RNA, 1431 nt
Organism: Catharus ustulatus (Swainson's thrush)
Lineage: Eukaryota; Metazoa; Chordata; Aves; Passeriformes; Turdidae
Product: adenine phosphoribosyltransferase-like
Exons: 5
Coding region: 22-561 (179 amino acids)
Biological process (GO): adenine salvage; AMP salvage
Cellular component (GO): cytoplasm
Molecular function (GO): adenine binding; AMP binding; adenine phosphoribosyltransferase activity
Source: RefSeq, a predicted model, not a curated record
GCUGCGCACGGCGGGGCCGCCAUGAGCGAGCCGGGGCUGCGGCUGCUGCGGGACCGCGUCCGAGCCUUCCCCGACUUCCCCGAGCCCGGCGUGCUGUUCCGAGAUAUCAGCCCCUUGCUGAAGGAUCCUGUGGCGUUCAGGACUUUGAUUGAUCUUCUGGAGGAUCAUGUGAAGGCAUCUUUCCCUAAAAUCGACUUCAUUGUGGGCCUGGAUUCCCGUGGGUUCCUCAUCGGGCCCCCCCUGGCUCAGAGGUUGGGGAUCGGCUUCGUGCCCGUGCGCAAGAAGGGGAAACUCCCUGGUGCCACCCAGUCCAUCUCCUACAGCCUGGAAUAUGGCAAGGCUGAACUGGAGAUCCAGAGCGAUGCUGUGGAGCCAGGACAGAAAGUGGUGAUUGUGGAUGACUUGCUGGCAACUGGAGGUACCAUGUGUGCUGCCUGCGAGCUGCUCAAGAGGCUGAAGGCUGAAAUCCUGGAGUGCCUGGUGGUCAUAGAGCUGAAAUCCCUGAAAGGGUCAGAAAAGCUCAAUUCCAUCCCUUUCCACUCCCUGCUGCAGUAUGACUGAGGAGGAGCAGGGAGGAGGGAGCACUGGGAACAAAUCUGGGGCUUUAUUCCGUGACUCUGGAUGUCACAGGGGGUGGGAAGGGGUUAAACACGGGUUUUGAGCAUGGCCAGAUUCUCUUCAGUCCUAAAUUUCCCAAGCACUGUGUGGAGUGUAAUGAUCCCUUUUGGAGUUCAUCCUUUUGGGAAGGAACAGGCUGAUUUUUGGGGGGCUGGAGACCAAGUUGCAGCUUCACUGAAGCUGUGGUUUUUAGGAGACCAAAGUGAUGACAUUGCUGCUGAGGCAGGAGAGCUCUGACAGGGCACCAGCAUUCCCUGGGCUCCAAGGAACCUGCUAAAAAAUUCCCAAAGAACAAAAAGCAAUUAUUUCUGUAAGGGACAAAUCCUGCUGUGUCUGACCUCAGGAGGGGUGGAUGCUCUGUGCUGUCACACACAGAACAAGCUGCUCUCACACCAGGGCUGUGCUUGUUGAGAAGUGCCUGCUGUGUCCUUAAAUCAGGAUGGUGCUGGGGUGGAUGAAUCUGUUUUCCUUCCCUGGAGACCACAGGCACCUUCUGUUCAGCACCACUCCUGCACAUCCCAGUCCCUGUGCUGCUGCUUUCCCCCUGCUGGGGGGUUCUGGGCCAGUUCAGAGCCUGCUCUUGCUGGGGUUUGGUGCAGGUGAGGCCACAGGAGGUGUUGCAGUGGCCUCAGGUGUGUGAUGGGUGAUGGGGGUUGGAGAUGCUUCCUCCAGCACACUUCAGUUUGGUCACAGCUAAAUCCUCGUGUGCCAAAACUUCCACAAGCCUGAGAACAUCAGGGAUUGUGUCCCUGGCCCAGCAGGGACUGGACUCACGGGUAAAAUAAAUAUUGACGUAUUUUUAUGUUUCCUAAA